AUGCUGCUCAAGCUCCGGCAUUUUGCAAGGUGUUGCAUCGGAGGAUCGGAACGUGCACCCGCAGCACCAGUGCGGGCGGUGCCGCUGCCGGACAACGACGAUCUCCUCCGCGAGAUCCUCCUGCGCCUGCCGCCGCUGCCGUCGUCUCUCCCGCGCGCGUCCCUCGUGUGCAAACGCUGGCGACGCCUCGUCGCGGACCCUUUCUUCCUCCGCCGCUUCCGCCAGCACCACCACCGGACGCCUCCGCCCCUGCUGGGCUACUUCUUCAGCGACCCUCGCGGGCCCGUCUUCGUCCCGACGCUGGCGCCGCCUGACUGCAUCCCACCCGAGCGCUUCUCCCUGCCGCGGCAGCCUGGUGCUGCCGGCGAGCGCCUCUUCUUCCUCGGCUGCCGCCACGGCCUCGCCCUCCUCAUCAACCGGAGACGCCUCCACGCCGUCGUGUGGGAUCCCGCCACCGGCUGCCGGGCCACCGUGGCGUAUCCACCGGAGUUCACCACUGACAACGGGGCGCACUGCUGCCGUGGCACGGUGCUGAGCACCGCCGCCGCCACUGCCGAUGGUGGCGUUGGCGAUGAUGGGCACUUGAAGCCCUUCAAGGUCAUCUUGAUACGCACAGACGACGUACACGAUGGUCGCAUACGUGUGUCCAUGUGCGUGUACGAAUCCAUGACCGGAAAAUGGGGCCACACCAUCUCAACUGUAAUUAUUCCCUUGUCCGUGUCCAACCUGCCCAGUGUCUUGAUCGGGAAUGCACUCUGCGGAUUUCUCCGGUGGCCAAACGGCAUCCUUGAAUUCGAUGUGAAGAGGCACAGCCUAGGCAUAAUCAAGACGCCAAAGAGCCUCUGUCCCAUUGACAGAUCAUUCUUCCAGGUCGUGAGGACACAGGAUGGAGAGGUAGGCCUUGCAAUCUUGUACAAACUCACCAUUGAGUUGUGGAAGAGGAAGGCCAGCUCACCAGAUGGUGCCGUCGGAUGGGUGCUACGGAAAACAAUUCAGCUGGACAACCUCCUUCCGGUACCACGUAUGAAUAUGAUGGACAGUAAUUUGUCAGCAGCAAGGAUACUGGGGUUUGAUGAGGAUAACAAUGCCAUUCAUGUAUCCACAUUUACCAGCGCCUUCGCGCUCCGGCUUGAGUCCAUGCAGUUCACGGAGCUUUUCAACGUCAAUCGGAUUGGUUCCUAUCAAUCCUGUUAUCCCUACACAGGUUUCUACACUGCAGGUGUACCUCGUCUUUCAACUGCAUAG
This is a messenger RNA of Miscanthus lutarioriparius, 1245 nucleotides long. NCBI's taxonomy places the organism in Eukaryota, Viridiplantae, Streptophyta, Magnoliopsida, Poales, Poaceae. The record is from the annotation of a GenBank genome assembly.